This is a messenger RNA of Otolemur garnettii (small-eared galago), 5029 nucleotides long. RefSeq names its product TBC1 domain family member 30 (gene TBC1D30). The coding region runs from base 434 to 2323 and encodes 629 amino acids. Gene Ontology annotation, cellular component: endoplasmic reticulum. The record is from RefSeq and is a predicted model, not a curated record. Lineage: Eukaryota; Metazoa; Chordata; Mammalia; Primates; Galagidae. The transcript has 13 exons.
CUCCCGCGAGCUGCAGGCGCUGCAGGAGCUGCGCGAGCGGCCGGGCCGGGGGCGCCAGGUGCAGUACCUGCGGCGCAAAGACACGAAUGAACUGAAGACGAUCCUCCGAGAGCUGCAGUACAGGGUGGGCAUUCAGUCGGCAAAGCUGCUCCGGCAGCUGAAGCAGAAAGACCGACUCCUGCAUAAACGGCAGAGGGACUGUGACGUGGUGACGGCCUGCCUGCAGGCUGCCUCGCAGAAGAGGCGAGUUGAUACAAAGUUGAAGUUCACUCUUGAGCCAUCUUUAGGCCAAAAUGGUUUUCAGCAGUGGUAUGAUGCUCUCAAGGCCGUUGCCAGACUGUCCACAGGGAUACCGAAGGAAUGGAGAAGAAAGGUGUGGUUGACCUUGGCAGACCAUUACUUGCACAGUAUUGCCAUCGACUGGGACAAGACCAUGCGUUUCACAUUCAAUGAAAGGAGUAACCCUGACGACGACUCGAUGGGAAUUCAGAUAGUCAAGGACCUUCACCGCACAGGCUGCAGCUCUUACUGUGGCCAGGAGGCUGAGCAGGACAGGGUGGUACUGAAGCGGGUGCUGCUGGCCUACGCCCGAUGGAACAAAAAUGUUGGAUACUGUCAAGGCUUUAACAUCUUGGCUGCACUGAUUCUCGAAGUGAUGGAUGGCAACGAAGGGGACGCACUGAAAGUCAUGAUUUACCUUAUUGAUAAAGUACUUCCUGAAAGUUAUUUUGUCAAUAAUCUCCGGGCCUUAUCUGUGGACAUGGCGGUGUUCAGAGACCUCCUGAGGAUGAAGCUCCCUGAACUGUCUCAGCACCUGGACACUCUUCAGAGAACUGCAAACAAGGACAGUGGAGGUGGAUAUGAGCCCCCACUCACCAAUGUCUUCACCAUGCAGUGGUUUCUGACGCUCUUUGCCACGUGCCUCCCUAAUCACACAGUUUUAAAGAUCUGGGAUUCCGUCUUCUUUGAAGGUUCAGAAAUCAUCCUGAGAGUGUCCCUGGCCAUCUGGGCAAAGCUGGGAGAGCAGAUAGAAUGCUGUGAAACUGCAGAUGAAUUCUAUAGCACCAUGGGGCGCCUUACCCAGGAGAUGCUGGAACACGACCUUCUGCAAAGCCACGAGCUCAUGCAGUGGCUGUGGUGGGCCACCAGUCUGUCAGCGUACCUGAAAUGGCUGCGGAUGGAAAUACGACAUGGCAAGGUCCGAGACAGCGACGAGGAGAACGACCCCGAUGAUGAGGAUGCAGCCGUCAGUGCCAUGGGCUGUCUCGGGCCUCUCAGUGGGCUCCUGGCACCUGAGCUGCAGAGACACCAGAAGCAAAUUAAAGGUGCAGAGCCAGGUGGGGAGCAGAGUCUGAGAUCUAACAAUAUUGCAGAGCUGAGCCCGGGGGCCAUCAACUCCUCUCGCAGCGAGUACCACGCGGCUUUCAACAGCAUGCUAAUGGAGCGCAUGACCACAGACAUCAGCGCCCUGCAGCGGCAGUACUCACGGCUCAAGGCGCGGCAGCGGCAGCAGGCCCACCAGGUGUACAUCCGGGCAGACAAAGGGCCAGUGACCAGCAUUCUCCCGUCUCAGGUAAACAAUUCUCCGGUUAUAAACCACCUUCUCUUAGGAAAGAAGAUGAAAAUGACUAACAGAGCUGCCAAGAAUGCUGUCAUCCACAUCCCUGGUCACACAGGCAAAAUGUCUCCUGUCCCCUAUGAAGAUCUGAAGGCAAAGCUCAACUCUCCUUGGCGAACUCAUAUCCGAGUCCACAAAAAGAACUUGCCACGGGCCAAGAGUCACCCGGGCUGUGGGGACACGGUAGGGCUGAUAGAGGAGCAGAGCGAGGCCUGCAAGACCAGCAUCCCGGGGCCGGCAGAGGCCUUUUCCUCCAGCUGUGUGGCGACAGUACAGAGAGAAGACAGCAGCUCCGAGGGCAGCACGGCCAGGACAAUCGAGGGACAGUCCCCGGAGCCAGUGUUCAGAGAUGCUGAGGUGGACGUGUCCGAGGUUCAGGUGAAGUUAGAAGCCUUGGAACUGAGUCAGAGGGACACUGCCGCCGAGACAGAGCCCGGGGCACACCCGCCCCACCAGCAGCCCUUCCCACAGCUGCCAGAAGCACCUGGAGAGGAUAAGGCCACCAGCAGAGCUCCCCAAGGCAGCAACUCGAAACCCCCUAUCUUCAGCCCCUUUCCCAGCGUCAAGCCCCUGCGGAAGUCGGCCACCGCCAGGAACUUGGGCUUGUACGGCCCCACAGAGCGAACCCCAACCAUGCGCUUCCCCCAGAUGAGCCGCAGCUUCAGCAAGGCCCGCGGGAGCGGCGGGGGCACCAAGAAACGGUGACGGUGACGUCUCCGCAGACUUGUCUCCAGACCCCUUUCCUCGUGGUAGAAAGCUCUGAAAGGUUCUUACUGGCACAGGGAGACAGGCUGGUAGGUCAGAGGAGAGUGGCUGCACAGUGAGCCUGGAAGUUUAAAAUGCGAGUCAGAAUGGGGAUUUCCCCAUCCGCUCGCUUGGUAACAUCCACUUGCUAACGGAUGAUGUGGGUUCUUGUGGCAAAAUAUCGUUUUAAGGUGUCAAGUUUUCCCAAGUUUUCAUUGUGAGCUAUUUAGAAAAGACUGUGGAUCCAGACUGUUAGCCAUGUCCAUCAUCCUGUCCCCAGGGCCUGUAGGGCCCCUGUGACAGUGUCCCCCACGCCUCCCAGUUCUGAGUGUUAGAAACACUGAAGCAGGCACAGAACAGAAACUGCAGAAAGAAAGUAAGUUUCUAUGUUGCAGAAAUCUUCCCCACUGUGAAGGGACUGUGUGUGUGUGUGUGUGUUUCCUCAGUACCGGUCUCCAAAUUGUUUUUAUUCUUAAAGUGUAGGGGAAAAUUCUAGGUACCCUUUCUUUAACUUUCUACCUGCUAAAUGAAAAAACUAAUCUGUUGAAAUUUAGGUUAGUGACCAACUUGUAGACGUUAUGCCCGGAACGUGCACAGUGUGCUUUAAGAAGCAGCUCUGAGCAGCUCGCUCACGCUGCUACGCUUCACCCGAGGUUCGUUUUCUCCUCUCGAGGAGAACGUUGGUCCUCCGUGGCACAGACAGCAGUGGGCUCUCCGUGGCACUCGGCCUGCCUCCUCUGCCAUGCCGCACAGCUCACGCACCCACCAGCCUCCCACUGCAGACGCACAAGCCUCUGCCCAAAAGCCAGAACACAGCACUUGAGACUCUGUUACUUGAAUUUUGUGCUUUUCUGAUUGGAGUCCUUUGCUGAAUACUUUGUUACUUGAACACUGCCUUUCUCUGGAGAAGGCCCCAGUGCUUUCUGGCGUAGCUCUCUCUCACCCACUCCUGCUCGGCCUGAGUGGGUCAGAGACAGCACCUCGUCUCACUAUGCAGAUGGGAACUCUGAGCCAGGCAGAGGUGAAGUAGCACUUCAGCUACUCAAGGUCAGUACUGCUGAUGUUCCUCGUGACUUAGCCCAUGUCCCCCCAGUGCAGCAGGAGGUGUGAUGUUCUUUGUACACAUAUGUGUUGGCUACAUCGGUGUCAAAACCGAGACUGGGAAGCCAUUCACUACUCUCCCUCCUGACUCAGAGGACCUUUGGCACAGAGCCCUGUGAUGGCAUUUACAGAACCAGCUCUGACUCUGUUAUCCAUUUAAAAAAUGCCCCAUGCACCUCCCAUCUGGCUGAACAAAAGGCUCUUCCUCAGGCCCCUUCUCCCCACCAUCAUUAGCAGAAUAGACUUAGAUUUUUACUGUGAUCUCUGGAAGACUUUUGGUGAUGCUUACAGGAAUAUUGUUGAUACAGUCAACAUUAAUUGAGCUAAUUGGGUUGCUAAUUCUGAAUCCAAAGCUAUACUUGUAGAAAGGGCCUUCACUAUGAGAGGUACCUACUUUUUAUAAUAGAGAACAUGAUCAUGUGGGCUAAUUUGAACAAAACAUGAGAAUGACAUAUUCAGGGAGAAAAGCUAUUUUAUGCCUUUUGUGGUAUUUUUACCCCCAAAGAACUGAAGAUAGAAAAUAUGACUAAUCCAUCAUUGCUGCUUUGGGCUUGAAGCCUGUGCCAUCUAAAGUUAGCAUCAGCUUCGUAAAAAGCAGCCACACCCACAGCCUGUUUCUUGGGUAGGGUGCAGGUGGAGAGUUGGGGUGCUUCACAUACCACCCCCGAGGCCCACUGCAUCUUCCAAAGUGAAGCGAAUGAUGUGAGCUUCUUCCUUCUGCUGAACUGUACAGAUAAGAAUUACUCCACCUCAAAUUCCUUUCCUUUCCCCCUUCCCAAUGAGUGAGAGAGUCGUUCCCCCUCGGCAAUGUCUGACUUGACAUGAGAAUUGUUCUUUCCUUUCUUGAAGUAGCUCACUAGUCCCUGAGGUCUAGCAGGGUGGAAGCCACUUACUGCUGAGUCCCUGGGGUUGCACCUCCGGCCUGUAGCAGCUGUGAGUGUUCACGGCACACCUGUGUCCCGUGAGCUCUCUCUGCUCACCCAUUUCCCAGUCUGGUCUUUCUGAGAAGGGGAUGGAUGAAGAGGCAUGUUGUUUGGGAUAAGUAUUUGUUGAAUGAAUGAAUGAAUGAAUGAACAGCCGAAAGGAUGAUAGUCCUUUGAGGUAGAAAUGACCUUGUCAGAAUUUUAAAAACCCUACAGCUCCCGGUCAGAGCCCUCCUGUCCACCAGUGUGCAUGCGUUGUACUGAGUCAUUACAGGGUGAACUGGUCAACUUACAAGCCUUGCCUACUUUAGAAAAUAAAGAAUUCUGUAGUAGCCUCUACACACGGCAUGUGCAAAGACCAAUAGAGACCCGCCCUCCCCCAAGUGUCAGGCGCUGUACGUGGGCACCAGGUGUGCUGACCAGCAGCAGCUUCUCGCAUCUUAGGUAUGGCUGUAGCCUCUGGGUGCUGUCUCAGGCGCCUCUGCACCUCCGUCCUCCUACAAAGCCUCCCGGUGACCUAAACCCAGUCCAUGAUGUCAACCUACAGGCUGUAACUGUCUGGAAUACUGUAGCCUUUUUUGUCUCUCUUGCUCUGAAGAAUUGUAUUGCUACAGAGAUAAUGUGCAUAAAGAUUCUCACCGUC